Messenger RNA from Limulus polyphemus (Atlantic horseshoe crab), 2422 nucleotides. RefSeq names its product transmembrane protease serine 9-like. Bases 1 to 2076 code for a protein of 691 amino acids. Gene Ontology annotation, molecular function: serine-type endopeptidase activity. The record is from RefSeq and is a predicted model, not a curated record. Gene Ontology annotation, biological process: proteolysis. Lineage: Eukaryota; Metazoa; Arthropoda; Merostomata; Xiphosura; Limulidae. The transcript is spliced from 13 exons.
AUGUCAAGAUUUCAUUUGUCCCUGCUAACCCUACUGGCCUUCUGUAACCUGCCGCCCGCUGCUACGGAUGAUGCCACCAUCGUCCAGUUUCCACAGAUGUAUCAGCAUGCAGAUUUAUUUGAUGUACAACAGUUUAUUAGUUCACCUAUCCAUCAUCAGAUGGGGCUUACUUUAACAAAAAACACCACCAUCCAAAGAGCCAAACGCCACCUUUUGGACAUGAAAAGAACAUUAGAGCCUAACCUAGCGAUGAAUAUAUUCUCGUUGGCACGUUAUCUUUUAACACUCCCUCAGAAUUGUUUCUACCAAGGCAAAACAUAUGACUGUGGGUUGACGUUGAGCUGUUGGUUCCAGGGCAAGAAGGCAAUAGAUCUGUGUAGCGGUGGAAUGGUUUGGGGCUGCUGUGUACCGAGAGAAGUGGAGCCUGCAACACACGCUGUUGUUAAGACCCCAGAUUGUGGAAAGACUUACGUUCGGGAUUCAAAAAUUGUUGGCGGUGUUGAUACUGAAUUUGGAGAACAGCCGUGGCAGGUGGCUGUCCUGAAGACGAGAUUUUUAUCAAGGAAAAUAGCCUGUGGAGGAGCUCUGAUUCAUGAAAAAUGGAUUGUAACAGCAGCCCAUUGUGUGUAUACAGCCCCUGCCAGCUCCUUGAGAGUUAGGAUAGGAGAACAUAACAUUCGAGAGACUUCAGAACCUUAUCCUCAUGAAGAGUACACUGUUCGUCGUAAGGUGAUUAAUGAACUUUAUGAUGCUGCCACCUACCAGAAUGAUAUUGCGUUACUCGAACUGUCUCAACCUGUGGUUUUUAGAAAGCAUAUCAUUCCUGUGUGCCUCCCCGAGAAAGAAGAAAUUAUGAAGGGAACUGCCACAGUUACGGGUUGGGGUCGUAAAAGUCAUGGUAAACAGAAAGUUCCCAGUUUACUGCAAAAAGUUGAUGUGGAAAUAAUAGAGGGCGACACCUGCCAGGAGUGGUACAAAUCUGUAGGCCGUCAAGAGAAGAUAUACAACACCAUGAUCUGUGCUGGUUAUAAAGAAGGUGGGAGAGAUUCGUGUCAGGGUGAUUCUGGGGGGCCCAUGACUUUGAAGAAAGAAGGUAAGACGAAGCUGAUUGGCUUAGUUUCGUGGGGUGUAGGCUGUGCAAGACCUAAGCUACCAGGAGUAUACACGAAAAUAUCUUCGUAUAUCGACUGGAUUAACAUCUACGUAAUGGUAAUAAGAAGAGAGAGAAUGGCAAUCCUUUGGCUAUAUUUGACUACUGCAGUAUCACUGGUGGUGACGGCUACUGCUGACAAAUGCGGUGUUACCAAGUAUGCAGAUAACCCCUUCGUGCCUCGUAUCGUGGGUGGCCAAAAUGCGGAACCAAACGAAUGGCCAUGGCAAAUAUCUGUUCAGCUAACUCAUCCUCAAUAUGGUUUCCUGGGUCACUGGUGCGGAGGAGUCUUGAUUGAGAAGCAAUGGAUUCUAACAGCUGCUCAUUGUAUUAUCAAUCCACUUUUUGUCCUACCCCAAGCUCAGUUUUGGAAAGUUCGAGUUGGGGAGCAUCACAUGAAGAAGGAGGAAGGAAGUGAAAAAACAUACGACGUGUCCAACGUCUACUACAACGCUUGGUAUUCCCAAUAUGAUAAUGAUAUCGCCAUGAUGCGUUUGUCACAACCAGUUGAUGUCAACGAGAACGUUCAACCGAUUUGUUUACCUGACAAAGAUGAAACUUUUAUGGGAGCGGAUUGUGCAGCUACUGGGUGGGGAAAAGUGGACUUCGAUAAAAAAGGGUCCUCUAUUCUCCAAGAAGUAAACGUCCAGGUUUACGACAACUCUAUAUGUGACGGAGCAUAUAAUAAACAAUUUAAAAUAGCCAUAAAAGACUGGCAUCUUUGUGCAGGAACAUUGGCAGGCGGAAAAGGGACCUGUCAUGGCGAUUCUGGUGGACCGCUUCAAUGCAAGAAAGGAAAUAAAUGGUAUUUGGCAGGACUGACAUCUUUUGGGUCUGGCUGUGCUAAAGUCGGUUUUCCAGAUGUCUAUUCUCGGAUCACCUAUUUCUUGAAAUGGAUUGAAUCUAACAAGGCUUUUCAUCCCUGAAGAACCGCAAUUAAUUUUCUAUUAUAAAAUUCCUCAUCUUUAAUUUAAAGUUUUGUUUUCCAAAUUUAAAUACUUUACGGUGGCAUUUAAUAUCACCUUCCAGACGUUUUGAAAGAAUUAUAAAACUUUCUUUAAAAUUACGUAUUAUUUUACAGACAAAUAAAACAGAUGAUUGAAAAGAAGCAAAAGAACAUAUAACAGCCAAAUUAUUUGUUUUCUUUGAUUAUAGUAUCUAAUUCAUGAUCAGUGUAUCCAUUAAUUGAAUGCAUUUUCUAAAUUUUGCAACAAACGUUUAUGUUAAUCACUUGUUUUUUUUAAUUGUCACCAUAUAUACACUAAAUCACUU